AAUUCCUCAAGAAUCAGGUACACAGGCUGGGAAACUCUCCCCGCACUGGGGAUGCUCUGCUUAACUACACCCACCCACGACCCCCUCCCCUAGACAGGCUCUAGCUUUCUACUGAUAGUGGAUCAGGACAUGUUCUCUGCAAUCACCUCUUUUCCUGUGCCAUUCUCUGACCCUCCGUCCCUUUGAAUGACACUGAACCACCCAGGACACAAAAUGGCCGUUGGUGGCUGAGGAGGGCUAAGGGCCCUGCUAAGAGGGGACACUGGAGCCUGGGGCAAAGGCUCAGUUGGUUCCAGCAGCAGCUGGAUCCAGCAUUCCCAGUCUGCAGGAGGAGGCUUUGCUGAGGCACAGAGCCAAGGGUGGGGAGCUGAACCACAGCAGCCUCACCAAGCCUCACUGUGUCUUGAGCUGCUACAAGGCCUUGAGGGCCUGGAGGGCUCCCCCUUCUUGUUUCCCAUAAUUCCCAGGCCUGAUGGACAUGCAUAUUGUCCCUCAAAUCCUUGUGGCCGUGUCAGGGGUCUUCCCACUGCAAGACUGAAGUCCUCAUGUUUGUGGGGAACCCUUUUGGAAUUGUUCUGCCAGCCCCAGCAGCACAGUGUCACCAUGUCUUCCUCCAGCAGCGCCUGUACCAGCAUCUGCAGCACCAGCCAGUCUGGGGGACAUGGGACCUGCCACAGCUGAUGUCACCAAUGACCACCUAUUGGGUGCCAGGUUUGGAGACACAAAUGCCCCUCACCAUCUGAGGCUCACGGGGACGCUGACCACUGCCAGGUCUGCCACACAUGUAGGUGCUACUGAAGUUGUCACAUCCCUCCUGCCCUCAGCACCCCAUCCUUGUUCCAGGUGGUGGCACCAGCGGUCCCCGAGCCCUGGCAGGUCAGUGUCACUUGGUCCCACAGCACCGGCGGCCUCCAGGGAGGCUCCACAAGGAGCUGGGUGUUCUGGACACCUGUGGGUGACAGGAGACACCAGCCUGCCAGGGCCAGAGCAAGGCUGGGGACAGUGGAAUGGGGACAUGGCAUUCCUCGAGGACUCACCAGCCAGGCUGAGGGUCUGGACUGUAAGGGAGAAGGGACAGGGCUGGGUGGGGCUGGCACCGCAGGGGCAGGGAGGCAUGAGGGCAUGGGUUGUGGGGGCUGUCCCCAAACUGUCCUUGUAUGGCACAGACCCCUCGGAGACAGGGACACUGCGGCCACCCCACAGUGAGGCAGGGCACAGGGACACUGUGGACACCCCCGAAACGGGGACACCAUGGCCACCCCGUACUGUCACAGGUCACCCCCACCAGCCCCCUUAUGCCUCCCCAAAUCCCUGCCCCACCAUUAACGUCCCCACCUUCCUGUCCCCACAACCCCGGUCACCUCACGCAUGGGCUCUGCUGGUAUUGGGGACUUAAGGGAACCCUGUUGUCCCCCUGUGCCAACUCCCUAUUCCAUGCCCAGGGCACUCACCCCACAGGAGCAGUGCCACCUUCCCAGCCGUCCCGGUGUCCUCAGCCAUGUGGACUGGCUGUCACUCGCUGCUGUGGCCACUGCUCCCCUGGGUGGUGGCCCUUCGGAUCAAGAGGAAGGAAGCGAGGUCACAUCUUGUCCCCACGUGUCAUGGGCUCCAGCAGCCCUAUUGUGAUCCUUCAGGAUGUGCCCAAAAAGCCUGAAUUCCAGCCCUCCAUCAGAUACAAACCAAAGACCACCAGAAUCAUCACCAGGGACCUGAUCCGAGACCUUGUCAUUCCCCAGGAGAAGCCCCAACCGUGUCUUAUCAUUGGGGAAAAGGAAUAUGAGAGGAUCAAAGAAUCAGCUCGAGCCCUGACUGAGGUGGAGCGUUGGGACAGGCUGAAGACCCUGAGAGCCAGACAGGACGCUGCUUUUGAAGCGCUGAAAAAGGCCCUGAUUGAGGAGCAGAGAAAGGCAGAGCUGGAGGACAAGAGGGACCGUCGGAGAGAUGUGGAGGAGGAGCUGCAGCAGGAGGAGCAGAAGCUGCUGCAGCGGGCGAUGAGGAUGAGGCUGGAGCAGGAGGAAGACGUGCGGGAACUGAAUGCGCUGUUCCUUAAUGCCAAGUGCAACAUGAUCCGGGACAAGCAAGUCCUGGAGAAGCGGAUGAUUCACAAGGAACUGGCGGAGGAGGAGAAGCGCCUGGACAAGAUGAUGGAAAUGGAGCGGGAGAAGGGCAUGGAGGUCCAGGAGGAGCUGGAGCGCCAGAGGAAGCAGGAGCUGAUGAGAGCCCGGCAGGACAUUGUGAAACAGAUGGAGCAGAAUGCAGAGGAACGGGCACUGAGGGCUGAGGAGCUGUACCAGGAGGGCCAGAGGCAGCUGGAGAGACUGGAGCAGAUGAAGAGGGAGGAUCGGAAGGCCUGGCAGCAGAAACAGGAGCGACUGAAGCAAAUUCAUGCUGAUAUUAAACGUUUCAAUGUGGAGAGCCAGAGGCUGAAGGAUCAACAGCGGGAGCAGGAGAGGCUGGAGGACGAGCGGGUGCUGGAGCAGCAGCGGCAGAAGGCUGAGCGCGAGGCUGCCUUGGAGGCGGAGCAGCAACAACUGCGCCUGGAGAAGGAGAAGGAGCUGGCCCGGCUCAGGGCCACACAGGAGCAGGCCCAGGACUGGCAGGCAGAGCGGGAUGCUCUCAGGGCCAAGAGGAACCAAGAGGUCGCAGACCGGGAAUGGCGGCGGCAGGAGCUGGAGAAGGCACGGAAGAAGGCCGAGCUGGAGCAGCAGCUGAAGCAGGACCGGCUGGAGCAGGUGGCCCAGAAGGAGCAGUACCUGGCCAUGCAGGUGCAGCAAGACCGGCAGGAAUUCCAGAGGGUGCUCAGGGCCCAUCAGGAGCAGCUGGAGCGGGAGAAGCUGGAGCAGGAGCAGAGGGAGCUCCGGCAGCGCGCCCAUGCCGAAGAUCUCCGGCGGCAGAUCCAGGAGCUGCAGCAGCAGCGGCAGCAGGAGCGGGCAGCCUUCAUUGAGGAGGGCCGGCAGCAGCAGCAGGAGCUCUGGCAGCGCAGCCAGCGCCUCGCCCAGUUCAGGCAGCAGAAGCUGCAGGAGUUCAGAUCCACUGGAAUGCCCGAAAAGUACUGUGCCCAGGUGGAGCGCAAAGCCCAGAGCCAAGCCAACAGAGCCCCCUCCUAGGCCCAGCCCCACCAGGAACCAGCUCCAAUUCCCCAUGGAUUUGGGGAUUCCAUUUGCAUUGACUAAAUUUUCCAAUAAAC
This is a messenger RNA of Motacilla alba alba, 3187 nucleotides long. Its product is annotated as cilia- and flagella-associated protein 45-like. The record is from RefSeq and is a predicted model, not a curated record. The transcript has 12 exons. Lineage: Eukaryota; Metazoa; Chordata; Aves; Passeriformes; Motacillidae. The coding region runs from base 1158 to 3107 and encodes 649 amino acids.